GAAGUACUGACCGCGUCGGCACGGGGAUCCCAGCAUUAGCAAGGGUCAGGCCACGCUAGCCCCGCAUUCCAAAAACGCACGGAGAAGCCGAGUCUCUUCGUUAGUGUCCGUCUGUCAUCUUUGUGCCUCGGCUCCCGCUCUCCAGCCUACAUGAUGAUACCUAUUUGUACCUAUGUGUACAAUACAGACAGGGUUUGACUGCUGGCCACGACAUCUGUGGCUCUUGUUUCAACUCAAAACAUCGAGAUGUGAUAACGCCAUACCUGCUCUCACUCGGUCACUCGGUUUUCUGGUCUACAAAGCGUGCAUCAUCAUCAAGCGUGUACACGGCGUUGCUGGAGUGUCUUAUUUGCCACAAUUCUCACACGUAUGAGCGAGGCGGUGCCAUACGGACAACAUGGCAGGACGUGUGAGACAUCCGAUUGACGUCAAGGCGCUGGAAAAAUACCUGGCUCGACAUGUCCCCGAGAUCAAGGCGCCGUUGGAUGUGAAACAAUUCGGCUUUGGGCAGUCGAACCCGACAUAUCAAUUGACCUCGGCGGACAACAAGAAAUAUGUAAUGCGCAAGAAGCCUCCGGGAAAGCUGCUGUCAAAGGCUGCCCACAAGGUCGAGCGCGAACACCGCAUCAUCGCCGCGCUUGGUCCUACAGACGUACCCGUACCUAGAGCGUACUGUCUCUGCGAGGAUGAAACAGUGAUAGGCACACCAUUUUAUGUCAUGGAAUUCCUAGACGGCCGCAUCUUCGAGGACCUAUCCGUGCCUAAUGUCUCGGCCGAAGAGCGGACAAGUCUGUGGCGUGCUGCAGUCCAGACAUUGGCCAAGUUCCAUAAUGUAGACUUCCGAAAUCACGGACUGGAGUCUUACGGCAAGAGUGAGGGCUUCUACGACCGCCAGCUAGCGACGUGGAAGCAGAUAUGUACCGCUCAAUCAAAGGCUGUUGACGUUGACACUAAAGAGCCCGUAGGCCAGCUUCCACACUUUGAUGAGAUGCUGCAGUUCUUCGCAGACAAGAGCCACCAGCCGCAACAACGUGCAACGCUGGUCCACGGCGACUUCAAACUCGACAACUUGGUCUUCCAUAAGACAGAACCGCGGGUCAUCGGGAUCCUAGACUGGGAAAUGAGCACUGUUGGCCAUCCGCUGUCGGAUCUCGCAAACCUUCUCACGCCGUAUUAUACGCAGGAUGCAGCUGGUUCAUACAAUCGCACAGCAGAUGCGUUCCGGCCUGGAGCGACGCCUGGUCUUCCUACACCUGAUGUGAUCCUAAUGUGGUAUAAAGAGACUGCGGGAUGGGACCCUCGGCCCGAAAUGCACUGGGCUUUAGCAUUUGGUGUUUUCCGGAACUCGGCCAUUUGUCAGGGAAUCGCCGCACGAUAUGCGACACGGCAGGCGAGCAGCGCCGAAGCCCAAGCGUAUGCUCAGUCAUUCAAACCUCUGGGAGAGAUUGCGUGGUCUCUAGUAGAGAAAGAGAAAGAGAAGCACAAGAAACUGGGUGCUAUUGCGAAGUUAUAAGCGAUCAAGUAGAAGGAACCUAUUACCAGUAAGAUCUAUUCAUUUUACGGCUCAGUCUGUACUACUAGUACAUUGCGGCCUGGUUGUUGUC
This is a messenger RNA of Xylaria bambusicola, 1604 nucleotides long. RefSeq names its product acyl-CoA dehydrogenase family member 11. Gene Ontology annotation, molecular function: protein kinase activity. Lineage: Eukaryota; Fungi; Ascomycota; Sordariomycetes; Xylariales; Xylariaceae. The transcript has a single exon. The record is from RefSeq and is a predicted model, not a curated record. Gene Ontology annotation, biological process: protein phosphorylation. The coding region runs from base 398 to 1513 and encodes 371 amino acids.